AUGUCGCAAUUCAUCUCGCAUUCUCCCCAAGAGGAUGAUCAGCUUCCAUCCUUCAUGGAGCAGCAACAAUCAUCCUCAUCGGCAGGUCCGAGUGAAUGCACACCGGCGCAUCCACAUUCCCACGCUCACAGCCACAGUCACAGCCACAGUCACAGCCACAGUCACAGCCACAGUCACGUUGACACACCACAAUCACAGCAAUCACAACAAUCACAAUCACAACAAUCACAGCAAUCACGCGGAUGGUCGACGGCCUCGGCUUCCUCGCUCGGCAUCCCCGGCUGCAACCACGAAGGUGCUCGCUCGCGAUCCAUGUCCCGCACUCGCUCUCACGAAUUGCGGGAAACCCUGGACGCCAAAAGCAAAGACCUCGAGGAUGGUUCGCGUAUCAUCAACCAAUAUCGUAUCACCGACGUGAUCGGUCGUGGCGCUUACGGCACCGUGAGAAAGGCUAUCCUCGACCAUGACCCUUGCACCCAAUUUGCGGUCAAGGAGUUCGGUAAAACCCGGCUGCGCAAAAGCCAUCGUGCCGUCGAUUUCCGUAAACCGGCUCGCGCUCCUCGUCGCUCCGAGCUCAAUCGUGAUGAAAAGGAGAAUCGCUCCCAACCUCCGCCCGAUGCUGCCAAUCCCAAGAAAGAAGAGCAAGACGAAAGUAAGGAUCCUUUGACCCUUAUUCGACGCGAGAUUGCCAUCCUCAAAAAGCUCCAUCAUCCAAACGUCGUCAAGCUGUUUGAGGUCUUGGACGAUCCGAGUAAGGAUAGCUUGUAUAUGGUCUUUGAAUUCUGUCCAGAUGGAACGGUGAUAGACGUUAAACUCAACCAAGAGGUGCAACCCCUCCCCGAAGAUGUGGCCAGGUUGUAUUUUGUUCAGGUACUCAUGGGCAUAGAGUAUUUGCAUGAGAAUGACAUCGUCCAUAGGGAUAUCAAGCCGGAUAACAUCUUGUUGAGCGAUAACAGAAAGACCUGCAAGAUUGUUGAUUUUGGAGUCUCCGAGAUGUUCCUAAAGCCGGGCGACGAUACGAUGCAGGAAUCCGCAGGUUCGCCAGCAUUCAUGUCACCAGAGCUCUGUACUGCCGGACAUGCUGAAUAUCAUGGCAAAUCCGACGAUAUCUGGUCCUUUGGCGUAACUCUCUAUUGCAUGGUCGUCGGACAUUUGCCCUUUAACAAGCACAACUUUUACGAAAUGUACCAAGCCAUCAAAAACGACCAACCCGACUACCCAUCCCACCUUUCGCAGGACCUCAAGCAUUUGUUGCAAAGCAUGCUGGCCAAGGAUCCAAAGAAAAGGAUUACCGUGCCCCAGAUGAGGCAACAUCCAUGGACGAACAAGGUCGAGCCAGGCAUACUCUUGUCUAGGGAGCAGAACGUCCAAGCCGUCGUUAGUGAGAUUACCGAUGAAGAUCUGGAUUGUGCCAUUUGUAAGAUUACCAAUAUCUUUACCUUUGCAAGGGCCAUAUCCAGGUUUAAGAGGGGUGCAAGUCUCCUAAGGGCCAGGAAUGCCACCAGCAGUACCUCGGCGGGUAGUGAGGUCGAUAAGGAUGAUAGCAGUUGCUUUCCCAAACAUGAGGCCCCGAGUCGAGCCAGUACACAGGAAAGUAAGCAGGUGCAGACGAUUAAGGAAGAGACUCCCACUCCUGCCUCCAAGGAGGAGAGCCAGAAAGCAGGCGAGCAGAAAGCAGGCGAGCAGAAAGCAAGCGAACAGAAAGCAGGCGAGCACAAGACAGAGCAAGGAGGAGCAGACCAAGGGGAAGAACAGGUUCAAGCAUUGCAAAAGGCAGCGGCGUACAUGUUCGAGUCUCCACAGAUGCAUACCUUCGAGCUUCCACCUGAAGAGCCCAAUGGGAAUGGGCCUCUGCAGCGCAACCGUUCUGGACCGAUAUCGACUAUACAUAAGCCAGAGCCGGCGGAGGAUGAGAAUGGCCCACCGGUCAUUACCAGGCAUCCUCCACAGAGUGCUUCACCACCUGCAAUAUUCGCUUCACCCACUUCAGAAGACGAAAAGUCUUUCGAUGCCCCAGAUAUCUCCAAGGAUGUCGGACCGUCUUCCGGUCACGGCGUCGCUGGUAGCAGCAAAACUUCAAAUCGUCGUCGUAGCUCAGCAACUGACCCUGCCGCAACAGACUUUGCGCAGGACGGCUGUAAACCUAGAGAAGAAGAACAAGUUGCUUCCCAUCUGCGAGAUAUGAUGAUCGAUCACGAUCAGAAGAAUCCUUCUUCCUCCUCCUCUUCAGAUGGUGGUAAGGGUAAUGGCAGGCAUACCUACGAAUCACCAGCUAAACAGCAUAACACCAGACAAGAGCAAGCGUUCCAGCAUAAACACCAACACAGUCGAGACAGAGAGCAAGCCGAAAAGGAGAAACAACAACAUGCAAAAACAGUGCAGGAAAGAGCAGCCAAGCUGGUUCGAAACAAAUCCCAACCCAGGCCCAAGAUUUUCCCGGAUCAACCAACCGUUGCUAGUCCUGCAGUGGGGACGAUCAAGACUCCUCCUGGUGCUGCGGAUGUUUACAGGCAAGCUGGAGUUAUUGACAUGUCGGCCGAGGCGGACGGAAAGACGAAUGAUCAGAAUCCCUAUUUCAGUACUACUCUGGAUGCAACACAGCAGAAGACGGUAGCAGAAGAUCAAAACAAUGCAAGCCAAGACGAGCAAGAGCAAGAUCAAUCUCAAAGACAAACUAUAUGUACCUUGUAA
Ustilago hordei is the source of this 2691-nucleotide messenger RNA. RefSeq lists its product as uncharacterized. Lineage: Eukaryota; Fungi; Basidiomycota; Ustilaginomycetes; Ustilaginales; Ustilaginaceae. Gene Ontology annotation, cellular component: cytoplasm. Gene Ontology annotation, biological process: protein phosphorylation; intracellular signal transduction. The transcript has a single exon. Gene Ontology annotation, molecular function: ATP binding; protein serine/threonine kinase activity. The record is from RefSeq and is a predicted model, not a curated record. The coding region runs from base 1 to 2691 and encodes 896 amino acids.